AAUGCUUCAAAUAAAUAUUGAAAGAUAUAAAAUAUUACUUCUAUUUCUUUUCUUUCAACUAUAUAACUAUAUCGAUAUUAUUCUUUCAAAUCAUGUAUUGAUGAUAUGUUGACAAGCAGUCAGCUGUUUCCGGUUUGCAAAUAUACAGGUGACUCGAUAGAAAUCUGUGAAAAUCCCGGCUAAUUAAUUUUAAUUAAAUAAGCGAUAGUGGACAGACAACAUCGAAGUAAAUAACGAGUGUGUGACGAAGCUUUAAUGUACGGUAUUUUUCUCUCUUUAAUUUUAUUUUCGUUUAACGGAUAAUGUUGAAGGAAGAACUUGAAUCAAGCACGAGAAAUGGUGAUAACUCGCACACGACUAUACCGGACUCAGGAAGUAACGACGUGGCCAAAGAGUCGUAUCAGAAGAUCGCGAUAGAAGAAAGAUUGGCAAGCAAAAUGUUUUCAUACGCUAGAAAAAUCAUUCGGUUUUUCCUUGCAAUUAUUUUUACGACUCUAGCUGCUCUACAUAGUUCUUCUCCCAAAGUAUCAAAGCCUCCAUUAGCUAAACCAUUUUUUAAUCAAAGCUCAGUUGUCUUAGAUUUUUAUAAGGGACAUUUAGGAGCUAUGAUAGAAAGAGUUACAGAAGCAGAUUUCAGUUUUGUUAUGUAUUAUGCUCCAUGGGAUGCUGAAAGUCAAACUAUACGACAAGAAUUUGAAAUAGUUGCUCAAUAUUAUCAUUCACAGAUUUUUUUUGCUGCCAUUAAUUGUUGGCAUCCAAGCUCAGAAUGUAGAGCUCAAUAUAAUAAAAUACAAAGUUAUCCAGUAUUAAUGCUUUAUCCUUCAAGAGAUUCUGGUAUAGAAUAUAGAGGUAUACGUACAUGGCCAUAUAUGAUAAAAUUUCUUAAUACAAUCAUGAAUCCCAUUGUUAGAAUAACAGAUAAAGAACAAUUAAUGAAUUUACGUGUUAAUUAUGAUGUUGUAGUAGUAGGAUAUUUUAAUUUUACUCGAUUAGAUAAAACUCCAGGUUAUAAAGAAUUUUAUAAAGCUGCUCUACGAACAUUAGAAGAGGAUCCUAAUAGAGAACUGGUUUUUGCCAUUGUUACUAAUGCAUUAUCUAGUGAAAUAGAUUAUAACAUUUAUAAAUUUCCAUCUGCAAAUCUAUUCAUGUGGAGUGAUUCUUUAAGGUAUCCAGAAGAUUCUGAAUGGACUUCCGAAAACAUAUUAAAUUGGAUUAGCAGUUCUAUUCAUCAACCAGUUCUGUGGCUGCAACCUCCUGGAGUAAAAGCAUUAACAUUAGCACCAUAUUUGAGAGAAGGACCUGUACUUUUUCUCUUCACACCUCGUAAUCCUUUGCAUCCUGAAAAUUAUAAUUACAAUCUGAUCAGAGAAAUUGGAUUGCAGUAUUAUAAUUGUGCAGAUAAUGUCUUAGCUAAAGAAAUAAUUGAGCGUCUUAGUUUUAAACGACGUGUUGCUAUUGCAAAACAUUUGGAGCGAAAUAAACAAUGUGCAAAAUUUUUGAAAGAAAUGAAAAAUCAAACAAAUGAAUCCACCAACAAUAUUUCAAUUCAAAAAUGGAUUAAUGAUAGUUGCUGUGUUAAUGUUGUAAUGAAUAAAUGUUUUUUAUGUAAAAAGAAUAUAUUAGAUAAUGCAGAAAUGGAAACAUCUAUUUGUAAACUCAAUUCUAAAAAAUUUGAUCAUGUUUGCAAAAGUUCAGAUAUUUUUAAACUUUUAGUUAUGCAAAAUUUACAACAGAAACGUGAAAUUUGUUGUAAUCAAAAUCAUAUGACAGUAAAAUAUGAAGAAAGAUUUAAAAGCAAAAGUCAAAAGUACAAAAUAUCAGCAUUUAUUACAAAGGAAGAGGACAUACAGUCUGCAGAUGCAAUAAAACAAGCACGCUUAAAAUUCAAUUGUAAAAAAUGGAUAACUGGAAACAAAUAUCAUCAACCUAUAUUUCCGCGAGAUAAACUUGAACAUCCGAAUAUAAAUUUAACGAAAUCAGUAUGUAAAAUUAACAAAACAUUAACACUAAUAGCAAUUGAUAGUUUACAUUAUUUUUAUUUCGCGGAAGCUCUUGGCAUAGAUCUUUUAAAAAAGAAAGAUAAAACUGCUAUUGUUAUAUUAGAUGUUGCUCAUGAAAGUCAAUAUGUUAUGCAAGAGGAUUUUAGUAGAUAUACACUUAUACAAUUUAUAAAUAAUUAUACCCAAGGUUUUUUACAACGUACAUUACGUUCUAAUAAUUCGAGACGUUUUGUUCAAAAGUUUAAAUCCAAAGUUAAUUGUAAAACAAAAGAUGUACAAAAUGUAUGCAUACCAGAAUUAACAACUGAAACUUUUCUUAAUACUAUUUUAGAUUCAACAAAGGAUGUAGUUGUAAUGUACCAUUCUCCUUAUUGUGCAUUUUGUAGUGCAAUAUUUUAUGUAUAUUUGACAGUAGCUCAUUAUUUGCACAAAAUGGAUCAUCUUUUAUUUGUAAGGGUAGACGGUGAUAACAAUGAUUUACCAUGGGAAUAUAACAUGAAUCGAUUCCCGUCUAUUCUUUUCUUUCCUGCUAAAAGAAAAGAGGAUAGUACGGUAUAUCCGUUUUCUCUGCCAAUUACUAUUCCGAAUCUUAUAAAUUUUAUCUUAGCGAAUUUGGACGGAGAUUCGCAUAUUGAAGCGCUUAUAAAUAUUUGUCAAUCUGGAGCCGCUGGUGUGAUUCCAGAUGCAUGUAUCGCUCGAACUCGUUGGCUGUGUUUAGAUAUUAUUCAACAACUACUUCGAGAUUAUCGAAAAUUAAUAAGACAUAUUAGUCUACUAGGAAGAAUAAGUGCUAGAAAUAAAAAAAUUAUUUUAUUAAAAUUGGCACACAUAAAAGAUAUACAUUUAAUAUUAAGUUCUACUAUUGAUCUCAAAGAGGAGCAACAUAAAGUAAAACUAAUCAGAAAAAAAUAUAGAAAAUAUUAUAAAAAUAUUAGAUCAUUUGAAUUAGAUAGCAAAAUAAAUAGUAAUAAUAGUCAAGUAGAAAAUCUUUUUCAAGAACAAAAUGUUUUUGAAAAAAAUAUUAAAAACGAAUUGUGAUAUCGAUUUACAGAUAGAUAUAUUACAAUGAAUAUUAUUUUAUUUAAAUUCUUUUAUGACAUUGUACUAAAUGUACAAUACAUACCUCAGAAAUUAUUUUAUUUCACAAAUGUAAAAUAUAUUCAGUUGAAUUAUAUAUAUCAUAUACAAAUAAGCAUUAUAAUUUAUAAAGAAAUACUCUAUAGCAUAUACUUACAAAAAAUAACACAAAAAUAUUUAAAUGACUUUAAUACAAGACAUUCCCUAUCAAAUGAUGCAAAAAAUUAUAACAUCAAAUACAAUUUUUAUCAUAUUCUUGUAAAAAAUGUACAUUCAUAAUUUUUUAUUUAAAUUUUUAUAACAAUUUUGCAAGAAAAAAAUAUUUAUACAUGCUAUUCAAGUAAAGAUAGUAAGUCAUUGAUAAGACUAUUUUUUUCAAUGCAUCAUGGUUCUGUAGAGGGAGUGUACAUAUAUUAGAAUUACUCAUCUUUAAUUAAUAUUCAUGAUAUUUAAUACUGCAACUGAGAAAUAAAAGUAGUACUACUGGAAGUAUA
This is a messenger RNA of Apis florea (little honeybee), 3571 nucleotides long. RefSeq names its product thioredoxin domain-containing protein 11. The record is from RefSeq and is a predicted model, not a curated record. Lineage: Eukaryota; Metazoa; Arthropoda; Insecta; Hymenoptera; Apidae.